Molecule: messenger RNA, 1338 nt
Organism: Nannizzia gypsea CBS 118893
Lineage: Eukaryota; Fungi; Ascomycota; Eurotiomycetes; Onygenales; Arthrodermataceae
Exons: 2
Coding region: 1-1338 (445 amino acids)
Source: RefSeq, a predicted model, not a curated record
AUGGAAACUGUUGGCAUCGAAUCUAAGCGCGCUGAGGAGAUCCAGCAGGCCCUGGAGAUCCAUAUCAACCAGAGAAACAACUACCAUCAGUGCAUGAGCGCGAUUGCAAUACGUUUUGAGGAUGAUGACACGGGAGCAGCCACGGACACGAAGAAUUUCACUGGCCUUAUGGCCGUACUCGGUAUCAGAACAGUUGAGGAAUGUGUACUUCAAGCAGCAGACAAAGCGCCUGCUUGGACUCUUAAUGGACGGCUUAACAAUCACCUCAGAGUCUCAAUCGACAAAUCCUCUCCAGACAAACCAGGGCGUGUUCUUCUUAUUGCCUUUUACGCUGGACACGGUUUUAAUGAUCCCUGCCACGGCUUGACCUUUGGAGCGAACCCUAGAUCCAGAACAACUAUGCGUUUUUCUACGCUUGCGGAGUCAAUGAGUUCAUAUGUUACCGUGUCAUCUGUGCCUGUCGAUAUUGUUUUUAUCGUUGACUGCUGCGGUGCUGCUGCUGCGUCUCUGCGCCCAUGUCCUAUUACAGGAACAUUUGAGGUCCUUGCAGCCGUCUCAGAAGACCAAAUUGCCUUCGGCUCUUCAGAGUAUAUGGUCACACGUCGCACGUUUACCGCAAAGCUCGCUCAGGCUGCUGCUGAAGUGCGUGGGAAGGCCCAGUCUGUAGACUUUGCAGAGCUUUUGGAGCGGGCUUACGAUCUGUCAACUAAAAAGUUUCCUGUUCAUAAACUCCUGCAUGGCUCUGUCUCCGUUCGCGUGAAAUUCCCGACCCCUGGAACCGACACGUCAAGCCUCUCCGUCGCACCCGAUUCUCCUUGCUAUAAGGUUGCUUUUAGCUGCCAUAUCUGCGAAGAUCCAGACUCCACGGGAGUCAUGAACCUCCUACGAUGGAUUGACUCUUUAGAUGCUUCAGUUGGUAUCAAGAUUGAGAAAGUGUAUCGAGUUCGCUCUACGGGAAUCCUCUUACUCGCACCAUACUCUCUCUUCUGCACCCUCCGCCAACUCGCAGGUGCUCGACCAAUAUUCGCUUAUGCAUACGAGUUCGAUCCACGUUUACCUAGCCCCUCAGUAUCGGACUUGAAGCAGAAGACAGUCAGGAAAGUAUACCUAACCAAAGCAACAGCGACAAAGGCCCUGUCCACCCUUAACAUUGGGAUUCCCAAGUUUAACACCGAGUGUGAAGACAAGGAAGUAUUCAUAGGGCAAAAAGCUGAUAUUCAUUUAGCUCUUCAUAUAGUAAGUUACUUCUCAAUAGUUAUAAAUGCCGAAACACCAUUCAUUAGUAGUAAACUUGUAACUGAGCAGAAGUAUGGUAAUUAUUACCUUCAAACCCAGUAA